Drosophila willistoni is the source of this 3921-nucleotide messenger RNA. RefSeq names its product vinculin (gene Vinc). NCBI's taxonomy places the organism in Eukaryota, Metazoa, Arthropoda, Insecta, Diptera, Drosophilidae. The transcript is spliced from 6 exons. Gene Ontology annotation, molecular function: actin filament binding. Bases 190 to 3081 code for a protein of 963 amino acids. Gene Ontology annotation, biological process: cell adhesion. The record is from RefSeq and is a predicted model, not a curated record.
UUUAGUAUUGAAAGAACAGUCGGGCCAGCAAGAGCAAGUUGGGGCGCAGUGGCGAUAUCGACAACAACAACAACGGCAAAUACAAACGACCACGAAGCAAAAGACGGCGUACAAACAAAACUUAAAAACUGCCACUGAAACUAAAACCGACGACUCUACAUAUAUUUAAAUUUCUUAACUGAAGAAAAGAUGCCUGUUUUUCAUACGAAAACAAUUGAGAGCAUAUUAGAUCCUGUGGCUCAACAGGUAUCUCGGCUGGUCAUUCUACAUGAAGAGGCCGAGGAUGGCAACGCCAUGCCGGAUCUUAGCCGGCCGGUACAGGUGGUUUCCGCUGCUGUGGCCAAUUUAGUGAAAGUGGGCCGUGAGACUAUCAACAGUUCCGAUGAUAAGAUGCUGCGCCAGGACAUGCCAACGGCAUUGCAUCGCGUGGAGACUGCCUCGCAGUUGCUCGAGGAGGCUUCCGAUAUGUUGCGAGCUGAUCCCUAUUCGGGACCGGCGCGCAAGAAGCUGAUUGAAGGAAGCCGCGGCAUACUGCAGGGCACCUCCUCGCUGUUGCUCUGCUUUGAUGAGAGCGAGGUUCGCAAGAUAAUACAGGAGUGCAAGCGAGUGCUGGACUAUCUGGCCGUGGCAGAGGUGAUUAAUAGUAUGGAGGAUUUGGUGCAGUUCCUCAAGGAUUUGUCACCUUGUCUGAGCAAGGUGUCGCGUGAGGUUGGGGCUCGCGAGAAGGAGCUAACCCAUCAGGUGCAUAGCGAGAUUCUGGUUCGCUGUCUGGAGCAGGUGAAGACUCUGGCCCCCAUUCUCAUAUGCAGCAUGAAGGUCUAUAUACAUAUUGUGGAGCAGCAGGGCAAGGGGUCCGAGGAGGCGGCUGAGAAUCGCAACUAUCUGGCCGGCCGCAUGAGUGAUGAACUGCAGGAGAUUAUCCGAGUUCUUCAGCUGACAACGUAUGACGAGGAUACCAGCGAAUUAGACAAUCUCACAGUGCUUAAGAAGCUAUCGAAUGCCAUUAACAAUAAGAUGGAGCUGGCCAAUGAGUGGCUAUCGAAUCCCUAUGCUCUGCGUGGAGGCGUCGGCGAGAAGGCAUUGCGCCAGGUGAUCGACAAUGCCAACGAAAUUUCGGAACGCUGCCUGCCCCAGGACUCAUACCCCAUACGCAAAUUGGCCGACGAGAUUUCCUCGAUGGCCAAUGCUCUAGGCGAGCUGCGUCAAGAGGGUAAGGGCAGCUCCCCACAGGCUGAAUCCCUGGCCCAGGGCAUACGCCAACGUCUUGCCGAACUCCAAGGUCUAGUGCGUCAAGCUGUUCAGGGCGUCGACAAGGCCGGUGUCCAGCAGACAGCUCACACAAUCCAGGGUCGCCUGGAGCAGGCGGUCAAGUGGCUGCAGCAUCCCGAAGUCAAUGAUGGCGGCUUGGGCGAGCGGGCAAUCAAUCUGAUUGUAGAAGAGGGUCGCAAGGUAGCCGAGGGGUGUCCUGGUCAUCAGAAGGCCGAAAUAAUGCAGCUGUGCGACGAGGUUGAGCGACUGAAGCGACAGGCCGCUGGCACGGGACCUGCCGCCAAGCAGGCGGCCAAGCAAUUGACACAAAAGCUCUACGAACUGAAGGCGGCCAUUCAAGAUGCUCUGGUCAAGAGGAUUGUUCAAGAUUUCAUGGACGUUAGCACGCCCCUGAAACAGUUCACUGAGGCAGUCCUCUUGCCGGAGGGCACACCCGGCCGGGAGCAGAAUUUCAAUCAGAAAUCGAACAAUCUGCAGGCGUUUAGUGAUCGCGCUUCCCGCACUUCGCGCAUGGUGGCUGCAGGCGGUGCCUGUGGAAAUAAGAAGAUUGCGGAGAUCCUACUCUCCUCUGCCGCUCAGGUCGAUUCGCUGACUCCGCAAUUGAUCAAUGCCGGACGCAUUAGGAUGAACUAUCCCGCCAGCAAGGCAGCCGAAGAACAUCUGCAGAAUCUUAAGCAGCAAUACGCUGAUACCGUAUUGCGCAUGCGUACGCUAUGCGACCAGGCCACCGAUCCCGCCGAUUUCAUUAAGACAUCCGAGGAGCAAAUGCAGGUCUAUGCCAAGCUCUGCGAGGAAGCCAUACACAAUCGCCAGCCCCAGAAGAUGGUGGACAACACUUCGAAUAUAGCUCGCCUGAUUAAUCGGGUCCUGCUGGUGGCCAAGCAAGAGGCUGACAAUUCCGAGGAUCCUGUCUUCAUCAAUCGCCUGACUGAGGCGGCCAAUCGAUUGGAACGCUCCCUACCCGCAAUGGUAGGCGAUGCGAAAUUGGUGGCCACAAAUAUAAGCGACCCGGCUGCUGCUGCCGCAUGGAAGAACUCGUUCCAACGCCUUUUGGGCGAUGUAAGAGGCGUACGUGAAGCCAUUGCACCGCCACAGGCUCCACCACUGCCCACGUCACUGCCACCACCGCCGCCAAUUCCAGAAUUGAGUGCCUUGCAUCUUAGCCAACAAAAUGCGGAGCGGGCUCCACCACGUCCUCCAUUGCCUAGAGAGGGAUUGGCUCCCACACGUCCGCCGCCACCAGAAACCGAUGAUGAGGAUGAGGGUGUCUUCCGUACCAUGCCGCAUGCCAAUCAACCCAUUCUUAUUGCCGCCCGCGGGCUCCAUCAAGAGGUGCGUCAGUGGUCAUCUAAGGACAAUGAGAUCAUUGCUGCCGCGAAGCGCAUGGCCAUUUUAAUGGCCCGGCUCAGUGAAUUGGUUCUAUCGGACUCGCGCGGCAGCAAGCGCGAACUGAUUGCCACAGCCAAGAAGAUUGCCGAAGCCUCUGAGGAUGUAACACGUCUGGCCAAGGAGUUGGCUCGCCAGUGCACAGAUCGUCGCAUCCGCACCAAUCUGUUGCAGGUGUGCGAGCGUAUCCCAACCAUUGGCACUCAAUUGAAGAUCUUAUCGACGGUCAAAGCAACCAUGCUGGGUGCCCAGGGCUCAGAUGAGGAUCGUGAAGCUACUGAAAUGCUGGUGGGCAAUGCCCAAAAUCUGAUGCAGAGUGUCAAGGAGACAGUCCGUGCUGCCGAGGGAGCCAGCAUCAAAAUACGUUCAGAUCAGACAAGCAAUCGCCUUCAAUGGGUGCGCCGCCAGCCCUGGUAUCAGUACUAAUGGGUACUAAGGGGUUCCCUUCAUCAGCGUCAUCGUCAUCGUCAUCAUCAUGUUAAAUCAACCAACAUCAACAUCCUACCAACAACAACUAAUCUUAAUGAAUUUUAUUUUAAUCAUAUUUAAUACGCGUAUUGCUCUAAUUUGUUCCAUUUGUACUUCCAUCUAAAUACUACAAAUUAAGUGUCCGCCCCUUAGCCCUAACCUGACCUGCAUCGUCCCGUCCCGCCCUGCAAUUAUUUAUUAUGUGCUUUCUUAAACUCUCUUCAAUUCCUUUUCGGUUACCCUGUGUUUUUUGUUUAGUCUUUCCUCUUAUAUACCCUGUACCCUGUAAGGUAAAAGUGAUGAAUUACCCUGCAUAUGGAUUUGAUGUUUGUCAAGACAAAAUCUACUUAUUGGCUUUGUCAAUGGCAGUAUCAAAGGACCUAUAUAUAUACAUAUUUUUAUAUAGUGCUUUAUUCUGGUGGUCGAUUCACACUCGACGAUGUUAAUAGUCAAAAUGUUUAAGAGGACUUUAUCGAUAUGGGAUACCGAAUAUGUUUUAUACACUGUAUAUAGUACACACUUACAUGAUAUCGUCCUCUCAAUUCUGCGUAGAUAAUAACACACAUAAAAAUUAGAUUUUAUAUAUUUAAGCAUUGUUCUUAAAAAAUUGUUUUUUUGGAUUGCUAUGCUAUGUAUCAGGGUAUAGAAUUCAAUUACUUUUAAAAUUCUUGUUACAGAGUAUCCAACAGUCGGUACGCCGACUUAAUGGGAAGAAUUGCCUUUUUGUUUUUGUAAAUGUAAAAUUAAUUAUAUAAGCGUGCAAUAAAUGAAAGCAAUAUUUUCAAUGUACAUACUGAA